Messenger RNA from Gossypium arboreum, 2029 nucleotides. RefSeq names its product serine/threonine protein phosphatase 2A 57 kDa regulatory subunit B' kappa isoform-like. Gene Ontology annotation, cellular component: protein phosphatase type 2A complex. NCBI's taxonomy places the organism in Eukaryota, Viridiplantae, Streptophyta, Magnoliopsida, Malvales, Malvaceae. The transcript has 3 exons. The record is from RefSeq and is a predicted model, not a curated record. Gene Ontology annotation, biological process: signal transduction. Gene Ontology annotation, molecular function: protein phosphatase regulator activity. The coding region runs from base 311 to 1801 and encodes 496 amino acids.
AGCAUUGUAAUAAUAAUUUCAUCUUUGAAAUGGAAAUCACAAGUCCCAUGUGGAGGGUGAUUACUGGCGGUGCCUUCAAUUUUCUAAUGCCUCACCAAUCAUUCUCUUCAACUAGGAACCCAAAUUGUUCAUCUUUCAUGCCACCCAACACCACCCAAAAGAACAACCAAAAUGCUGUCUUUAUGUAAAAUCUAAACUCUAAAGCAAUUUCGGGACUUUAAAAACUUCCUUUUUGGUCUUCCAUCUCCCUAACUUAUCCUUUAACAGCUCAACCGAUUCAGUUUGUGUUGCUGGAAGUUUCUUUGCUACAAUGCUCAAACAAAUUUUAAUCAAACUCCCGCGGAAGUUACAAAAAUCUGACUUAUUAGAUUCAUCUGGAAGUGAUUCUGGAAACCAUACUUCUAACUUAGGGAAUGGAGUUGAAUGUACAAAUAUCGGGAAUAGUAUGUCAAGUCGUCUAAGUGUUGUUAAACGGGUGUCCUCAGCUGUUUUUCCUGCUAGCAUCAUGGUUGGUGUGGAGGCAGUAGAACCCAAUUUAUCUUUCACAGAUGUUUCAAUUCUGCAGAAGCAGAGCCUCUUUAUUAGUAAAUUGAAUCUGUGCUGUGAGGUUUCUGAUUUCAGUGAUCCUGAUAAAACUAGUGCCGAGCAAGAUCUUAAACAUCAAACACUGAUAGAACUUGUCGAUUUUGUUUCUACGGGGUCUACAAAGUUCAAUGAACCGGCAAUUGCCGCAAUGUGUAAAAUGUGCGCUGUUAACCUGUUCAGAGUUUUUCCACCUAAAUAUUGGUCUAAUAGCAUUAGUGGUGAAGUGGAAGAUGAAGAGCCAAUGUUUGAUCCUUCAUGGUCAAAUUUGCAACUCGUAUAUGAUCUACUUCUUGGGUUUAUUACGUAUAGUUCUCUUGAUGCAAAGGUGGCAAAGAAGUAUGUAGAUCAUUCUUUUAUUUCGAGGUUACUUGACCUUUUUGAUUCUGAGGACCCCCGGGAAAGGGACUGUUUGAAAACAAUUCUGCACAGAAUUUACGGGAAACUCAUGGUGCACAGGCCCUUUGUACGAAAAGCUGUUAGCAAUAUCAUCUAUCGUUUUGUUUUUGAAACUGAAAGGCAUAAUGGUAUUGCUGAACUCCUCGAGAUAUUUGGAAGUAUUAUUAGUGGUUUUGCUGUACCAUUGAAAGAGGAACACAAGAUGUUUUUGUGGAAAGCCCUUAUUCCUUUACACAAACCGAAACUGGUGCGUGUUUAUCAUCAGCAAUUAACAUCUUGUGUUGUACAGUUUAUAGAUAAGGAUCCGAAGUUAGCCGACAGCGUGAUUAAGGGACUGUUAAAGUAUUGGCCAGUUACAAAUAGUCAGAAGGAGUUAAUGUUUAUUAGCGAGUUGGAAGAGGUUUUGGAGAUGACUAGCAUGGCCGAGUUCCUAAAGAUCAUGGUUCCACUGUUUCGGCGUAUUGCAUUUUGCUUAAACAGCUCCCAUUACCAGGUGGCUGAACGAACUCACUUGCUAUGGAACAAUGAGCACAUCCUUAAUCUUGUAACACAUAACCGUCAGGUGAUAUUUCCUCUUAUCUUCCCCGCCCUUGAGCGAAAUUCCGAGAACCAUUGGAACCAAGCAGUGCUUAACCUGACACAAAGCAUAAAGAAGAUGUUGUGCGAGGUGGAUGAAGAACUUGUGCUUGCUUGCCGGCAGAAGAUAGAGGAGGAAAACUCCCAGUCGAUUGAGGCAACUGAGAAGAGGAAACUAACAUGGGAACGCCUGGAAACAGCUGCCAACGUGAUUCUUCCCGCUGCAUGCCCGGUUACCUGUUGAACACUCAGUAACCAUUUUGGGAAAAGAAAAGAAAAUAUACGUAAAUAUAUUUGUAGCUGCCCUGAUUGUUGGAUAUUGUUUGGCGAGUCAAUAGGAUUUGAAUGUCAUCACCAUCAAAAUAUUUAGAGGCACUGGAUUUCAAGCAUAUGUAUCUGCUACACCUCUUGUAUCCAUUAUCUUUUUCUUUUGUCUAUACAUUCAAAGCCAUACAAAUUACAGGCAAUGAAA